AUGGACGAGUAUCCCCCGUGCAGCUUGGACCAUUGUUUGCCCUUGGCUGUCGUGCUUGGCCUGCCUUCCAAAUACGCCCAAGAAUCCUCUCUUGACUCCCAGUACAAGGACGGCGCCACACUGAUACGGUCAGAGCCGCCGCCGGUGGAAGGUGACCAGGUCGGCGCUCUCAUACAGCACAUCCGGGACACCGAUGCGUCUGGGCUCCCUUGGAACGGGCGGGACACGAGUAACGUCAAGUACAAGUUCCGCUUCAGGACCACUGGCAGGACUUACCUGCUACCGCCGAAGCUUGCCCGCCUUCCCGACGAUUUCGAGAUCCCACCCUCUCAGGCCGUCUUACACUCGCCUUUCUCGCCCCUCAGUCCCACAGCGAACCUUUAUCCCGAUGGUCUGGUAGACCAGUCAUGGCUCAAGAAGCACCAAGAACUCGUACCGAGCGUUUUCGUGUGCCUGUACAGCCUCACGGCGGAUGCUACCUUGGCAACCCUCCAUGACAACAAGAUCAAGACAGAUAUAGGCGUCCUCAGGAAUGCCCUGGCCCAGUCUGGCUGUAAAUCAAAAUUGGCUGUGAUAGUCCUGGUCGACAACAAUCAUGGAGUACAGGAACGGCUGGAGAACAUUCGCAGGGGCAGUGGACUGGAUGCCAAAUCAUUCUUUGCUGUACCGACUGAUGCCUCGCCCGAUGAGCUUGGCCGCAUAAUGGACAACGCCCUGACGACUCUUUACGCACAGUCCAUCGAGUACUACCGUGACCAUGGCAGGCGCGUCAAAAAGAAAAGGGGUCGUGGCGCUGCCCCUCAGCCCACUGUCCCGCCCACCUCCGGUACUUCACAGACACUGUCCCUUCCGGGGUGGCAUGUCCGGUACGACUUUAAAUCCGCCGUGUUUGCAGAAUACCGCCAGGAGAUGGAUGUGGCGUUGCGUUCCUUUGAACAGGCCUACGAAAAUCUGUUGAGCUCCGAGGUUAUGGAGAUCAUACCCAGCUGGAGCCCAAGAUGGAAUCAGGCCCGGUUUCUAGCCGACGUCAUCGCUGUGCGGUGCAUAAGGUGUCUUAUGUGGAACGACCAGCACACAGCGGCAGUCAGGCGUUGGGAAAGCCACCGGGAGAGGAUAGCAGAUUUCGUCGACCGACAAGGGCAUGGGACUAACAACUAUGGCUGGGAGGCGUGGGAAGCACGCUGGGCCGUGGUAAUGGCGAAUCUCAUCGAGAAAGCCGACAUUCCUGACUUUGAUCAUUCCGCCGUAAGCAUUUACCUACCACCGGAGAAGUCUGCACAAGCAGAGAGAAUACAGCCAUGGGAAAUGCUGCAUCACCCGGGCUACUGGUACCGUCUAGCGGCGCGACACACCUUUGCGCGUCGACGUUUUGCUUUCAAAAUGCCUGAAGACGACAGGAGGUCACCGAGCGAAUCUCCAGCCUCCAAGCUGGCGUCAAAAGCCUUCAGGUACGACAGCUACAUGUGUCCUGAACCCUACGACGAGCUGCCUCUGGCUCGGUCAGGGAUCAACCACUCUCAAAUAAUUCUGGAUUACCUUCUUUCCGCACAGUCAUAUUUCAUGAAAAAACAGCAACAACGCCUCGCCGCUGAGGUUUCCCUCGAAUGCGCCAAAGAGCUGGCUGCGGUCAAAGACUGGACAAAUGUGGUCAAGAUUUUACGUCCCUUCUGGGAUGAAUUGUCAUUUCGGCGAGAUGGUUGGCCAGAGAUUACCGAAGACAUGUGCUGGGUGUUGAGAGCUGCAGCAGUCGAUAUCGCGCAGGCUGAUCUCGUAGUGUCCAUUGAUUGGGAGCUGCUAAACAAUAGGUUUAAGAAGCAUCCCAAGUGGCACUACGACUUGAAAAAAUCUCUCGAUGGUGUCAAGGCGCCCAGGCCGUCUAUAGAUUUGAAUGAUGAGCUGGGCACAUCCUUCAUCAUGCCUUCAUUCGUCUUCCGGCAUGAGGAAGGGAAGGCCGGACUUACAUGCCAGGCUCAAUUGUCCAUAACAUCAAACGCGGUCUUGGGAUCCACGCCAAUCGCUUUGGAGAGCAUUAUCCUGAGGUUUGACGGUAGCAUCAAGCCGAUUCUGCUAACCCACACACAGGACGGCGACGCUGAGGCGUCAAGCCGAGGACCUGUGUCUUUGCAUGUUGUCUCGCUGGCCGAGGCCACAACGGAGGUCGAUCAGGAGACUUCAGCUUCUGGAGACCUAAGUGGUCAGUUGCACUUGAGUGGCACGAGUGACUUGACCAUGACUCCUGGGCGCACCUCCGUUUUCGAGAUGAACAUUCCGUUGAGAGAGCCUGGCGAUGCUAGCGCUUCGUCACUCAAGUUCACUGUCAACUAUGAUGCAUUCGCCUUGACAUAUACUACCAACGUGCAGAAAGCAGGCAGCGGGCACGCGUGGCACACCGUACGAUCAAGCAGACGGAUCGCGCGUACUCAUCCUCAGUCCAUUCGGGUUCUACCUAGGCCUCCCAAGAUGGAGAUCAGAGAGGUGGAAUUUCUUGAGCAGUACUACACGAAUGAGGUCAUUGAGCUGCCAUUUGACAUUAUCAACGAGGAAGAAGUUGAUGCAAACGUCAAACUGGAUGUCACAGUGCUCAGCGAGGAUCCACCAAAUAUCAAGCUGAGAUUCGGUGAUGGUGAAGAAAAGCGGGCUUUAGCAGACGGCGAGGAGUGCACACUUCAUGGGGCGCCUCUCGGGCUGAUCAAGAGCUCGGAGUCAUCGCGGGUCACAUUGGUUCUCACAGGCGCAGAGCAUACAGCGGCAUAUACUCUGACGUUAAAGGCGUCCUACAGCCUUGUUACCGACGCUGCCACCUCGAUCAUACAAUCUGCUACAUUCCGCAUCAAUGUCGCCAGCCCAUUCGAGGCAAAUUACGAGCUCCUCCCUCGCCUUCACCCGGACCCCUGGCCAAGCUUAUUCGACCAUGAAGGAAUUCAAAAUCCAUCAGCAGGCGUAACUGGACCGAGCAACGGCCUUGCACAGGCUUGGUGUCUUGUGACUCGAUACGCCUCAUUUGCCUCUGAGAACUUGACGGUUCUGGACCUUGAUAUCGAGGUCCAGCCUGCGCACGGCAUACAAUGCCAGACGUCGAAACGAAAGGCCCUGCCACCUGACGGUCUGCAGGUCAGCCCCAAGACCAUCGAGGAGACGCAGUUUGACGUCGCUGUCAAGAGGGCAAGUCUGGACGAGCGAAUGCCGACCGGCCUUGACGUGUCAUUUAUCAUCAAAUGGGCCCGGCCAGGUGCUGAACCCGGCUCGUCCAACAGAACCCUCCUCGCGGUCCCUCGCCUGCCCGUGUUCAACACGGAGCCCAGGGUUCUUGCGUCCGUCUCGCACGCCAAGCAGGGCGGGCAGGUGGAACAGACCGUGCUGCUUGACAUCACCAUUGAGAACGCCUCGAACCACUUCCUCACCUUUGGGCUGACGAUGGACCCCAGCGACGAGUUUGCCUUCUCCGGUGCGAAGCAGACCACCCUCAACCUGCUCCCAGUCUCCAGGCGGACGAUGACGUAUCGGCUGAUCCCCUUGGUCGCGGGUGACAGCUGGAUCAGGCCGACCCUGACGGUCAAGGACAAGUAUUUCCAGAAGGUGUUGCGGAUUAUUCCGACAGACAGCAUGAAGGCUGAUAAGGAUGGUGUCUUGAUCUGGGUACCUCCAGCUACUGGGAAUGGAGACGAGGAUUAA
Messenger RNA from Diaporthe citri, 3672 nucleotides. RefSeq lists its product as uncharacterized. The record is from RefSeq and is a predicted model, not a curated record. Lineage: Eukaryota; Fungi; Ascomycota; Sordariomycetes; Diaporthales; Diaporthaceae. Bases 1 to 3672 code for a protein of 1223 amino acids. The transcript is spliced from 3 exons.